AGGGGAGGUGACAGGGAAGGGGGUUUAAGACAAGGUAAAAGAAGGGAGAGGAAAGGAAAAAGGGAGGAAGGGGCAGGCAGUGGAUUUCAGUGCUCACAUGAAUGCCGAGUUCAUCUUGCCAGUUUUGGUUCAUUAUUUCGAUUAAAUAUUUAUUGAAAUUCCAAUGUGUUAUUGCAGUUGUACGUUAUAAUGACUGUGUUGUCACAUAUCCUACUGUAUGUAUUUAUACAUACUCUGUUUAUAGGAUUAUAAGUUAUGUGGAAAGGUGUGAUGGCUGUGUCAUUGGUAUGAGGCGACAGUGAUCAGUUAGAUCAUUCAAGUCUUGCCAGUGCCUGACCAUAUCUUUCAUGACCAUGCUUGAUUAGAAUUAGAAUUUGUAUAUUGCCUAUUAACCUCAGAUUGAAUUAUGAUUUUGUGGUCUAAUAUAAGCCAUUGGAGCACAUGGGUAAAUGUCUGUGCAACUUUAAGUUUGCCACUACAUCAUGACAUCAUGACCACUGGUUACAUCAAGCCAGAUGCACUGCAGUUAUAAGUUUCCCACCUUAAAGAUAAGAUAUUGGAUGGUGGGUAAAGAAGUGAUUGUCACCAGCAUACUUAGAUCUCUGCCUCAGGAUCCCAUAGCAGAAUUAGUUUAGCCUUGCCUCACCAUAAGAGAUCCAUCCCCUUUCUUGCACCCAAGAUUUGUUUAGCAUCAGAGAUGAAGGUAGACACGAAGUUGCUGCCCAUCAAGGCCCACUACUUCUGUUUUUUAGGAUGCAUGUCUCCAAUCUUUCCUUUCCUGAUGGUGGUGGCACUGCAGCUGGGCAUCCAUGUCUCCACCAUGGGUACCCUGAUGGCUGUCUCCAUGCUCUCUGUGUUAAUGAUGAAGCCCAUCAUUGCUGCCAUUGCUGACAUCUUCCCCUCAUACAGGCGCAGCAUCUUUAUCAUGACUUUGGUGUUGAUGGUGGUCAGCUUUAGCUCCAUUAACUUUGUGAGUCCAAUGCAGGGCAUCCCAAGGGUGCAGGGGCAGCUUGGAAUUUUACUGGGCACUGCUGAUCCCCCUGCCACCCCGUCAGUGUCCAUGGUGGUGGAGAAACAGGAGGAUAAGGGUCAUGAUGUAGCAGGCUUAAUGCUGGCUGCCAGGGAUAAUGGAGAUGAGUGCUAUGUGGCAGUGGCGUGGGACUGUGUGGUACGCUGUGGGGAGUCCUGGAGCUGUUUCAAUGCAAGCAGUGCCAGCAUCUCUUCCUCCUCCUCCUCCAGUCUGUCUGUCACUGUCACUCUUGUCUCACAACAUCCUGGUCUUCAGUUUAGCAGAGAGUGGAAGGAGGCAUCUCUCCACUCCAAUUUGUCUCUGCCAGAUGGAAAACCGGAGUUGCCCUCGAGAGUGUACCGCCUGGAGGGAAUGGGAGUAUCAGAGGACAUGUUUCCAGGCAAUCUGAGCCUAGAGUGUGGGAGUGGGCGAUGGAAGGGAGCAAGGUGCCCCGGGGUAUGGGAGCACUGGCAGUUUUGGAUGUUUACAUUGCUGCUCUUUGUGGGAAUGAUUGCUUUCAGCACAGGAGUCUCAAUCACUGAUGCUGUCAUUGUGGACACAAUUGGAAAAAAUGGGGACUAUGGCAUUCAGCGAGCAUGGGGUACAGUGGGCUGGGGACUGAUGGGACCAGUGAGUGGUCUGUUGGUGGAUUGGCAGUCAGGUUCCAAUGUUACCAAGAAUUACAUGCCAGCCUUCCUCAUUUGCCUUGUCUUAGGUUCCUGUGAUAUAUUAAUAUCAUCCACAACCAUCAAGGUUCCCAAGAUAACAACAGAGCACAAUGUCUUGAAGAAAAUUUGGCCCAUCUUGCGACAUCCUCGAUUCUUUGUCUUCUGCAUCUUCGUCAUCUUUAAUGGAUUCUUUGAUGGAGUUGUAGCCAGCUACCUUUUUAUGAUGCAAGAAAACAUGGCCAUGGGGACCAGCGCCAUGAAUCACAUGAAGUUCCUGCAAGGCAUGACCAUCUUUGUGCAGUGUGGCAUAGAGGCUCCCUUCAUGUUCAUCAAUAGCUGGUUCAUGAGGACACUGGGAGCCCACUAUGUCACAUCACUGGUCUUCUUCCUCUACAUAUUCCGGCUGUUGGGUCUGGCAGUGGUUGGUGCAUAUGGUCCUGUGUGGGCCACACUGCUUGUUGAGAUACUUAAUGGACCUUGCUAUGGUCUUGGCUAUACUGCUAUAGUAAUUUUUUCUUCAAAAUUGUCCCCACCAGGCACCAGCACCACCGUCCAGAGCAUAGUGAAUAUUUGCUAUGAAAUUCUUGGGUACGCAUCAGCCUCCUACUUUGGUGGACAUCUGUUCGCCAGUAUUGGUGGGCCCGGACUCUACCUAGUAGCAGGCAUCACAUCUCUCAUUAUAUUCUUCCUCCAUCUUCUGUCUUUAAAGUUGCUGCCUCCACCUGAAGAACAUACUGAAGAAGAAAAAUCACUCGAGAAGCAGCAGUCUGGCGAAGAAGAGAAAUUGAGUCCUGAUCCAGAGACAAAAGAACUUGAUGAAGGCAGCACAUUAACUGUCAGGGUUGAAGAGGAGCAGGAGGCUUCUCAAGUGAAUUAGCUCCAUUAGUGGUUGGAAGUCUACAUGGCAAAGAUAGUGUCAGUCAAGACUAAACAUCCUAUAAGCAACACAACAUUGGCAAGUUACUUAUACUGGGAGCUUUGAGGAAUUUGUUGUAUUGGAGGUAGGUAUGUCCCAGUUGUAGAAACACCAGGCCACCAACUGCAGUGAUAUGAACAGCUGACCACAUUUUUACUAUUGUCUCAAUGGCAUUGGCAAAAUUAUUGUCUUGCAAGGGUCUUAUGACCUCACAGUAUAUGGGUUAUGAAUUAUUUUUGACACAAAGUAUGUACAGCAGCCACCAGACCCAUCCUUUCACCCUUAAUCCUACAUUGCAUGGCAGGCAACAUGUCAUAAUCUUUUCAUGGAGGCUGUCAUUUACUGGAUCCCUGUCCCAAGCAAAAUAAGCCUUGCCCACUCUGAUAAUAUUACAGCCUACCCAUCAGUUAUGUCUUUAUCUGUGGGAUAAAUUAGCUGUGUGAAGCUUUCACCUCAAUAAGGACAUGUGAAAAUGCAAGCCUUGAACCAUGCCUGCUCUGAGAGCAAGAACAAACAAAAGUUUGAAUUGCUGCACUGGGAGCAUUUAUAGAUGGAGUUGCUUUAGCAAUGAAGUUCCCAGAGGUAGAUGCUUGUACUUGUAUAUUAUCUACCAUAGCUCACCUAAUACAGUAGAUAGGCCAUUUUAUUUAAUACUGUUUGAUGUAAGUGUUGAUUUCAGAACUUGCAUCUGUUUGUGAAUACUCAACAAAACCAAAAUAAGGAAAUGGUUAAGAGUUGUAGUCAGAGAACUGCUCUGUAAUCUCUCUUAUUUGCAGCUGAUGAUUUGUUCAGAUUUUCCCUAAAAUGCCAUACAUCAAGCAAAGCAUGUCUGUUUAUAAGAACUUUUCCAAUCGUCCCUCAUAUUCCCCAGAUAGUGGCUAUUGUCUGCUGAGGAGGCACACAUCAGGAAUGAGAUUAAAUAUUUUCAUCAAAAGUCCAUGCAUUAUAUUUAUGGCAUUUUUUGGAAAAGAUGAAUAUAUCAUUGUGUUAAAGAUUUUUCUUUAAGGAUAAACAGUUUAUUUCAGUAUUCAUCCUCUAAAACAGCAAAUAAAUAAAAUGUGUAAUAAACAUUAGAGAGCAAUUUGAAUUAAAUUUGUCACAUUUUCAUAUUUUUUGCUUUUAUUGGGUUUUCACAGAUAGAUCUGAGUUGUGCAAUCAAUACUGCAUUUAAUCAUAUUAACCAAAAUGGACCAUCUAGUGUAUCAGGUGAACUGUGGCAUAAAAUAAAUAAGCAUGUGCACAGUAAUCUCUCCAACAUCUGGAUGUUUAGUAAGAAGGUUCAUCCAAUAUCCAGACAUACUGUGUCUGGAUAUUAAAUGGGACAUAUGCUUGGUUAAAUGUCCACACACACACACACACACAUGCAGCAGCCAGUUUCCUACUGUGUGCCUCUGUCUGGUCACUGUCAUCCUACGCAGCGGUAUGGUGCUGCCACAUGGCCUGUAGCAUGUCACGUUGUAUUGCAACCCCAUUACAGUUGCCACUGUGAAUAGUCGCACUGUUUAAACUCAAGGUCGUUUGUGCACUAGAAGUAGAGAGGUUACUAAAAAAGAGUCCCUACAUUGUAGACAUUGUGUUCAUGCAUUUAAUGCUGGUCAAGAAACUACUUAAAUAUUUGAUAAGUCGAAUCAGAAAAUACAGGAAUCAGAAAAUACAGAAAUAUGACCAAGGUUUUCUAAAUAUUAUGAAAUUUCAAACCAUUAUUUUUCUCCGUAGUUUUCAUCAGAAUAUUCUUAAGUGCUCUUUUCAUUGAGUAAAUGAAUGGUCGUCAAACAUUGUAACCAGUAGAAGCAGGGGAGCAUCAUGCAUUAUGGCCAGAUAGUUGAAUUUCUCUUCUGGUGACAAAUGUAGUGUGACACUGGCCCUUCUCUCCUCCUCUCUUGCAGGCAAGCUUACGUGAUUAGUGUUGUGGCAAACAAGUGGUUUAUCCAGAAAUAAUCUUUGUUCAGGUAUGUGAACAGUACAUGGAAAUAUGUAUACAACACAUAGCACAUGUGCAUUUAUUUUCACUAUCUGCAGAUAUGCUGUAUAUAUUUGCAGUAAUUUUUCACUGAGUGGUAUUUCUUGUAAUUGCUGUUGUUAUUCCACACCCCUACACAACUGUAACUCUUUCCUGUUCUCACUGACCCUUCAUGUUCAUGUCUCUGCUGUUCCAUCACCUGUUGCCUCUUACCAUAGAGCACAUGCUUGCUUUUGUGGUGGUGCCCAGGAUCUCCAAGGCUUGCUCAUCCUCUUAUGCUGGGAUUUUUAUUUUUAUUUUUUUAAUUGUAUUGUCACAUGAAAUGAACAAAUUUGACAUUUGUUUCCCUACUU
This is a messenger RNA of Scylla paramamosain (green mud crab), 4906 nucleotides long. Its product is annotated as major facilitator superfamily domain-containing protein 6-like. The record is from RefSeq and is a predicted model, not a curated record. Lineage: Eukaryota; Metazoa; Arthropoda; Malacostraca; Decapoda; Portunidae. The transcript is spliced from 12 exons. The coding region runs from base 698 to 2554 and encodes 618 amino acids. Gene Ontology annotation, cellular component: membrane.